Messenger RNA from Bubalus bubalis (water buffalo), 667 nucleotides. Its product is annotated as group IID secretory phospholipase A2-like. Gene Ontology annotation, biological process: lipid catabolic process; phospholipid metabolic process; arachidonate secretion. Bases 1 to 441 code for a protein of 146 amino acids. The record is from RefSeq and is a predicted model, not a curated record. The transcript has 4 exons. Lineage: Eukaryota; Metazoa; Chordata; Mammalia; Artiodactyla; Bovidae. Gene Ontology annotation, molecular function: phospholipid binding; calcium ion binding.
AUGGGCCUCUCCCUGCUCUGCGCACUGCUGGUCUUUGCUGGUAUGGUUCCAGCCGAGGCCGACAUGCUGGACCUGAACAAGAUGGUCAGACAAGUGACGGGGAAGAUCCCCAUCUUCUUCUAUUUAUCCUAUGGCUGUUACUGCGGAAUUGGUGGCCAAGGCCAACCCAGAGAUGCCACAGACCGGUGCUGCCAUGACCAUGACUGCUGCUACCGUCACCUGAAAUCCAACAACUGUGACAUCAACUUCGAUCAUUACCACUACACCUUUUUCCAGGGGAAAGUCCAGUGUUCCACCAAGGGGAGCUGGUGUGAGCAGCAGCUGUGCGCCUGUGACAAGACAUUGGCCUUCUGCCUGCAGCGGAACCUGAACACCUACAAGAAUCACCUGCGUUAUCUGUCCAGAUGUGAGGGCGAGACCCCCAAGUGCCAUACCCUCUAACCUGUCCCCCUGCAUCUUGAGGUCUGGGGAAGGCCCCCCAGGACCACUGGCCACAGCCCCGACCUCCGCCUGGAGCCUUUAAAGCACUCCUGGAAGAGGAAGGGGCUUGGCCUCGCCCCUAGCUACCACUUGCCUCUUGGACCUUCUGAAUCUCCCAGGCUGUCUCUUCUGAGGGUGGAUUGAGAUCUUAGGAAAAACCAAGGCCGGGGGGCCAACAGGGGGAGUG